Leptopilina heterotoma is the source of this 534-nucleotide messenger RNA. RefSeq names its product protein ANTAGONIST OF LIKE HETEROCHROMATIN PROTEIN 1-like. The record is from RefSeq and is a predicted model, not a curated record. Lineage: Eukaryota; Metazoa; Arthropoda; Insecta; Hymenoptera; Figitidae.
AAGUCAUUUGUUCAGUUUUAUAAAGUACAAUUGACUUUCAAAAUGAAACUUGGUGCAGUUUCAAUUAUUCAAGAAAAUUUGGUUGGAUUGAGAAUAUUAUUAACAGAGAAAACAAUCAUUUCAAUUACUAACGUGAUCAUGAACAACAAAUCAGUUGCAGAUCGUUUCGGAGUGUCAAUCAACACUGCUUGGAGAUCUUCCAUGAAAGUCUGUCAUGCCUUGUGUGAAAGGUCUGCCAAUUAUAUAAAGUGGCCUCAAGGAGCAGAAAUGAGAAGAGUUCAAGCAGAGUUUCAGGAAAUUUGUGGAUUUGAUAAUGCGAUUGGAGCCAUCGUCGGAUCUCACAUUGAGAUAAGGCCCCUUCAAGAGGCUGAUAGUUAUAUCAAUCGAAAGGUCUUCCAUUCACUCUUGUUGCAAGGGAUUUGUGAUGCAAAUCUACGUUUCAUCAAUAUCUUUGCUGGGUUGUGCGGAAGCGUUCAUGAUUCUCGCAUGUGGAACAUGAGCGACAUAAAAGAAGCCAUCGAAGAAGAUAUAUAA